Molecule: messenger RNA, 528 nt
Organism: Cutaneotrichosporon oleaginosum
Lineage: Eukaryota; Fungi; Basidiomycota; Tremellomycetes; Trichosporonales; Trichosporonaceae
Source: RefSeq, a predicted model, not a curated record
AUGCGCAUCGCCACCCUCGUCCCCCUCGUCGCGCUGCUUGCCGGCGCCGCCGCCGCCCCCGUCCACGCCGACGGCCUCGCGCCGCGUGACCCCUUCUGGUCUCUCCGCUGCGGCCUGUUCGGAUGGCGCUGCCCCACCCGCCCUGACACACCCCCGCAGCCGCAGCCGACGACGCCGCAGCCGACAACCGAGGCGCCGCAGCCUACGACGGAAGCACCACCAGCGACAACGGACACGCCUCCUGAGACGACGGACGCGCCCCCCGAGACCGCCACCCCGUCCACGCCAGCCCCCUCGCCGUCGGUGCAGCCCACGCAGACGGCGCCGGGCCCCAACCCCUCCGACGCAUGCCUCACCCCCGAGUUCUGCCCGGACACGGGUAACGGCCAAGGUGGCAAUCCGCCCGACGGAAUCGGGUCGAUCACAUACCCGAACGGAACGAAGGUGACGCGGCGCGGCGAGGACGGGAACGAGGUCGAAGUCGAGGUCGAGGAGCGCGCGACGGACCUCACGCCCUUCCUUGAGUAG